Molecule: messenger RNA, 8997 nt
Organism: Oryzias melastigma (Indian medaka)
Lineage: Eukaryota; Metazoa; Chordata; Actinopteri; Beloniformes; Adrianichthyidae
Product: protein Shroom2
Exons: 11
Coding region: 1565-5590 (1341 amino acids)
Biological process (GO): actin filament organization
Cellular component (GO): apical junction complex; apical plasma membrane; cortical actin cytoskeleton
Molecular function (GO): actin filament binding
Source: RefSeq, a predicted model, not a curated record
CUGUUACAUCCAUGAUAGAUCCAUGUACGUCUUCGUUUUCCUCGUCCAAGCAGGCAGGGGUAUGAGGGGCUAGCAGGCUAUCAUGUAAACAGAGAGCUCUCAGCAACAGUAAGGGAAGGGGGCAGAGUUUCUCCAAGCCAGUGGUCCACAACUCUGAGGGGAAUUUGCUGCUCUGCAGAAACUAUGUCCUAGAAAACAACUUUUAAUUUUGGCUAAAAACGGCAUAAUUGUAAUUAAAAGACCACUUGGAACGCUUUGAAAAUAGAUGAUUGGGUCUUUAAAGAAGGUGUUCACAUCUAGAACUUUGAGGAAGACCAGAACAGCUCAAUGUCCUAGAAUAGAAGUAUGUAUUAGCAUCAUAAUCCGACUAUCAACCUCUUCAAUCUUAUGUUUUUUUUAAAAAACAAGAGAAGCAGUGGAAAUAAGUGAUUUUAUUUAAAUAGGAAGACUUCAGCUUCAACUACUUAGCUUGUAUUUGCUUCAAAUUUGUCCUAGCUUUAUUAAUCCUAGCUUAAAUUAAUUUGACUACAUUUAUUUUCUGAAAUAUCUUAACUAAAUCUGGGCUUCUACAUGCUAUUCUAACUGAACUGUUAUUUUAACUGUAAAAAGAUGCCUAAAAAUUAUUUUGAAGGAAAAAUCUUUUUAAUUUUUUUCACGUUUCACACCUCUCGGGUAAACCGUCAUCCAGAGCUGCUCCAUUUUAUUUUCACCUUUUUUAAUCCUUUCUUUUCGAGUGAUCCGGCUCAUACGUCUUUGUAGCAAAGAACAGUAUCUGCCGGAGAGCAGCUGUAUCUGCUGACAACAGACGCCCAGCCGUUCAGAAAAGGGGCAUUUGCAUUUGCACUGAGGAGCUUGUUUGGAGCCGACACAGCUCUCGCUUUUAUGUCGCUUUGAUCAAAAGACAAGGAGACGUCUGAUGGUUAAACACAGGUGUACCGUGGAUAAAAGAGGCCUCUGUUGAUUGAUGAGUUGUUGUUGUAUUUGUAAGUUUGAUUGAGUUUUUCACUCGAAUCCAACAGAAAAUGGUCAGCUGCUGAGCUUUUGACUCAAUAAUCUUUUGUUUUAGUUUUUUUUUUUCGAUCAAAAAACCCUUCAAAUCUCAAGUGAUCCCUCCAUAACCCCUCAGGGAUUAUGUGUAACAAAAACUGGUAACAGAGGAACAACAGCGGACUGAGAUACAAAGUCGGACAGAAGUACUUCAUGGCGGAGACGGUGGGACUCCUGGGAGAUAUCCAGGACAGAUGUCUCCAUGACAACAAGUGGGAACAAACCUUGCGGCAUUCCUCAGAAAGAAUGCAGACCUCCUUCCUGACAGGACGGGGUUAAAAUUUCAAGAUUUUUGAUGCUUCAAAGUAUGAGUAGACAGGAGGUUGUGGUGGAUGAAGUUUCUCUCACUCUUAUUUUCUUUGUCCGUCUGUAACAGUCUUUUGUAUUCAAAGGCGAACUAUGCUAACAAGGUUGACUUAUAUGACUGAAACAAAGUCAAAUUCUUAUUUUUAACCAUCUGGUCCCAUUUUGUAAUAUCCCUCCUUCCCAUCAUUCACCUCCCCUCAUCAAGGCUAUAAUGGUCGAUGUUGUGUCGCCGCGAACGAUGCCGUCAGAGUCGGAGGUUCACGUGGCGAGGAGCUUUCUCACCAAGAUUUUGCGAAGCUCCAUGAGGAGGAACCGUUUCAGAGGGAAAGAUGAAGCCGUAUCCCGGCCACACUCCUGGCACUCCUCCAAGCUGACAGAGGAGGAUUCUGAACCGGCCCGGUCCGAGGCCAACCCGGCGCCAGUCUGGCAGCCAAAGCAUGAAGCAAGGUCCAAAGAGACGUUCCCUCAGGCAGACCAGGGCCCUCUGCAUCAAGACGGUAGCCCCCCCAGCUCAGUGAACAACAUGGAGAGAGUGGAGCGCCCUGCACACCCAUUCCCUCCGGGUCGUUUGUCCCCACCGAAAUACGGCAGCGCCGAGCCACUCGGUGGCGCCCGACGAGACUCGCCGUUCAGCUGCUUCUCCAGCGGCUCCAGCCCCCCCAUCCAUGACUCCAGCUCGGCGGGACAGAGAGGGACCAGCACAGAGAGCAUCUUCUUCAAGGGGUUUCAGGGCGACGGGGCGCAGCCCGGUGACCGGCACAGACCCCUACGUUCGGCGGGAUGGGACGGGUCACGGGGGGAGGAGCAGCCCGCCUGUAGAGUCUCAUUUGCAGGGAGGCCCAGUGGGGGUCCUGUGUGGCAGGCACCUGAGAAACAGGCGUCCCAGUCCCCCCCACCUCCAGCCCCGCCCCUGCGGAGCGACAGCUUCGCCGUCACAAAGGUGUUUCCGUACUCAGACGGCCCCUCAGGUGCCCCAAAGAGUGGCAGGUCGUUGGAAAAACUGUCUGACAGCAGCCAGCGGCGCCCGAGCAAGCUCUUCUCUCUCUCCAGCAGUGACGUCCGGCAGUCCCACUAUGCUCUGCCCCCCGCCCACCAGAGACAGCACAGCGACGAAAGCCCCUUCUACCUGCAGGCCCGGGCAGCACCGCCCACAAGAAUCCAGAGCGUAGGAAGCUACUACCGCAGCCUACAAGACCUGCCUGCUAACGCCUUCAGCCGCCGGCAGGGCCGCCACUCAGCUGCUGCCACAAACCACAGCCAGGAGAGCGGGGGGGUCAGCAGAUACUACGGUCCUGUAGCCAAACAGACCGCCGAGCUCAAGGCCAGACAGGGCUGUAGCUCCUCCCCCUGGAUGAACAGUAGUGACAGCCUCCUGCCUGCCUCGCUAAAGACGAAGGGGAAGUUCUCUGCACCUCCAACGACCUACGGCGAAAAGAAGGAACACAGCAGCGGCCUGACCCAUGAGUUCUCCCCCCGGGACACAGACGACCCUCUAAAGAGAGGGGAGGUUCCCUCCAGUGACCCAAAAAGACUCAUUCAGAGCAGCAACCAUAAGGUGGCUUCUUCACAGCACCAGGACCCGUGGCUGCCUCAAGAAGACCAGCGGAUCUCCUCCGUGAAAACGCCCCUACUCCACUCCCUAACCCAGGAGAGCUGGAGCUUGACGGCCGCCGCUCCCGCCUCCGUGACAGCGCAGGACGCCGGGAGUGGGAAAGUCAACCGCCGCAGUGACCGUUACGCCACCACGCUCCGCAAGGAGAUCCAACAGAAGCGAGCUCAGCUUCAGAAAAGUCGUAGCGCCGCAACGCUGACCUGCGAACCCGACGACGAGGAGCCAGAGGAGUGGAGGUCCAUGGAACCCUCCGCAUCCUCCGGUGUCUCCUCCUACAAGGACCACCUGAAAGAGGCACAGGCCAGGGUCCUCCAGGCCACGUCCUUUCAGAGGCGGGACCUGGAGCCGCUCGGAGCAGAGGUCCUGAAGGUCUCCAACGGACGCUUCCGAGGCCGAAAGCGCUUCCACCCGGCCAAGAGGACUCACUCCUUCUCAGAGCCCGACAAGAUGGACAAAGUCGGGGUGGAAGGAGAUCCACAGAUGGGUGAGGAUGAAAGGAAGGUCUUCCAGGCCAAGCCCGCCUUUGCCAGGCCAGCACUAAAGUCCACUCACACGGACCAUAACCAGACCACCCAAAUGCAAGAGAAGGCUCGCCCUUCCAAUGACGACAUCCACCUGAGUCCCGGACGAACCCCCGGUUCGUUGGAGCAGCAGAGACUUGGGACCUUCGCAGAGUACCAGGCCACCUGGAACAAGCAGAAGAAGACGGCAGAGGCCAAAACUCCGGGGAAGUUUCACUCGGCGGAGAACAUCUUAGAUCCAGGAGCCGAGGAGACGCCUGUGUGCGUCCAUGAGCGGUCCAGAUCCUCGCCAUCGGCAGACUUCUAUGCUCAGAAGAUUCCAUCUGGAUGGAGAGAUCCAGAAGACCAGCAAAGCACUUCAACCAGCAGGGAGAAGCUGGAGAGCCGGCAGUCGGUGCCUGCGGUCUCCAGAAACCCGGGCCCUGACCACAGGACCAAAGCAGACACUGCCAGCGCCUCCCAAACCGCACCCACCCCCGGUCCUCGGUGCAUCAGCCCCAGCUGCCUCCUGCUGCCUCCUGUGCCCCAUUUAGGCCCAGAAACCACUUCCUCCUCUCAGGAAUUCCCCACUGGCUCCCAGUCGGAUCCAGCGGCGCUCCAGACUCUGCCCCGCUCCGGUUCCGACUUCCAUGCCGACGCCCAGCCGUCCCCCAGCGCUCCCGCCCCAGCCCGCUCCCCUCAUCAGCACGCCGCGGCCGGGCCGGACACAGAAGGAGCAGAAGAGGAGUCGGAGCGGCCGCCCUCCCUUUCCCCUCCUUCGCCGUCCCCUCCAGCUGCCGCUCUGCCUCUCCCCGGACCGGAUCCAGUCCGCUCCCCGUCGCCGCAGUUCACACCGGCCAGGCUGACCGACAAACCGCCGGCCGUGCAGGAUGAGUCACAGCUCAGGUGGGAUAAAGAAUCGAAGUUUGCAGCAGCAAUGGAGGCUAAAAGUCCGGUGAGGAAAGUCCCUGUGAGGAUCAUCCGCAGUGAGAACGGCUCAGAGCGAGAGGGCGGAGCCUAUUUGACGCCCACCAGCGACACCUGCAGUCCCGUUGGAUUGCAGUCCCAUGCUCCGCUUUCGGAAACCGUGGAGAACUCCUCCGCAUCUCCGUUCAGCACCUUCACCCGCCAAUCAACGAGCGACCCGGAACAACCUUCCAGCCAGGAGUGCAGGUCGACCGGCCCCGUGGAGGAGGACGCGAAGAGGGAGGAGCUGGCGAGGGACAUCAUGGGCAAAGACAAAUCUCUGGCAGACAUCCUGGACCAGAGUGGCAGAAAGACCACCAUGGACCUGAUGGAGGGGCUUUUCCCACCGGAGGAGAAGAUCCUGGAGGGAGCCCAGCAGAGGAGGAGAGCUUCUGCGGGAUCUAGACUCCCCACAUCUGCUCCCAGGAGCUUGGACAGGAGAGAGGAAGACGAGUUGUCUUCAUCGGCCGUGGCCUCCCUCGUCCCCAGCUCCUCCUACUACAACACCUCCGCUCCAAAGGCGGAGCUCCUCAUCAAGAUGAAGGACAUGCAGGAGCAGCUGGAGGAGCAGGACUCCGAGGACGAGCUGGACAUCGACCUGGCCAGCAAGAAGCAAGAGCUGAUCCUGAGCCUGGCCAGGAAGUUGGAGGUCCUCCGGGAGGCGCGGCAGAGCCUGCAGGAGGACGUGGAGGACAACGAGGCGCUGGGCCGGGAGGUGGAGGCCACCGUGCAGCGCCUCUGCCAGCCCAACCAGCUGGACAAGUUCCGCAUGUUCGUGGGCGACCUGGACAAGGUGGUGAGCCUGCUCCUGUCGCUGUCGGGGCGGCUCGCCCGGGUGGAGAACGCCCUCAACAGCCUGGAGGACGAAGCGCCGCCAGAGGAGAAGCGAACGCUGACGGAGAAACACAAGCUCCUCAUGAGGCAGCACGAGGACGCCAAGGAGCUGAAGGAGAACCUGGACCGCAGGGAGAGGCUGGUGACCGGGGUCAUGGAGGCCCACUUGGACGCGGCGAGCCUGGACGACUACAGGCACUUCGUCAAGAUGAAGUCGGCGCUCAUCAUCGAGCAGCGCAAGCUAGAGGACAAGAUCAAGCUGGGCGAGGAGCAGCUCAAGUGCCUGCUGGAGAGUCUGCCGCUGGAGCAGAGGCCGCCGUUCUGACCCAAACUUCUGCUGCUUUACCAAAACGUAUUUUUGCUAUAGUGACUUCAGAUUCCCCGCCCCUUUGAUCGAGCCCCGCCCACCUGGAAGUCAGGUUUUUGACUUCAUAUUUUGGCUGCUCUCUAUCCAGAAUGACAGGAAGUAAGAAAAUAAAAGUCUGAUCAUCUUUUUAGAUCCGAGUUUUUCCCAGAAUCACUAAAUCUGUUUCAGUUUGUCAAAACUGUGCGUUUUUCUUUGUCUACACACACAAUAAAACACUAAAUCCAGGUUAUUCCUCCCAGAUCAAAGUAAAUCCUGCUGACGGUGGUAAAUCAAACACUCGCGUUUUGUGUCGGACUAUGACCUCCUGCUGUGAGCGGACGGUUUAUUUAUGACAAGUUUUCUAGUAAUUUAUUGUAGCUUAUUAUUUUUUUCGAUGGCCUCUUUAAGAAAAAGAAACUCCGCGUUUCGGCUUCUUUGAGGUGUUUGCCGCUGACCGGGUGACCUGUCAGAAUAAAAGCUGGAUCUGAUUCAAACUGGACUUCUUUGCUGAACUGUGUCAGUAUUUGUUGUGACUUUGAAGUCGUACACUGCCGGAUUGUUGGUUUUUGCUUCACUUUCGACAACGUUUUCAGGCGUUUUAAUGAUUUUCUGGGACUGGAGGGAACGAUCGGCCAUGGAAGAGCUUCUGUUCUCUCUCAAAGCAUUAAAAACAUCUUAAAAUGUGUGUUUCUGGUUUCAUGUUCUGUUUUUUUUGUUCAAGUUUGACAGCUGACUUUUUUUGGGUUUUCUUUGAAGGAUUUUUUUUUCUUUUUUUUGAGUUUGACCUUUUGAACGUGAAUAAUGUUUGUUUAGGUUGGGCAGACUUCUAUUGGAAAGAAAAAAGAACAAACGAAACACAAUUGCCGAUCCCGGAAAUUGUUUCCUUUUCCAUGAAGGUCUUUUUAUAUCUUUUUACAAGGUCUGUCAACACCUCAACAGCUCCUCCCCUCAGCAUCAUCUCACAUUCAUUUUAAUAGAACAGGAAGAAGUUCUUUUUAAUUUUAAUUAUAUAAUGAUUUUGUUGUUUCUCGGCAGCAAUUGAAAUUUCAAAUUUGUAAACAAGUCUUCACCAAAAGCUAAAAAAUAAGGUUUUUAAUCUCCACAUAAAGCAGGGGUAACUGUAGACGGAAACUGUAACAUCCCUCCCGUCAUAUCCAGUUAAUCAUUGACAAAGGAAACUGUGUUUAGAUGUUAAAGGAUGAGGAAGUGCUCCAUUGUUGUAGUGAUCACACAAGGUUCCUCAUCACCUGUUUUCAAACGCCGGACGCCUCAAACUCAGGGGAAGCUGCAGGUGUUUGUUCACCAGGUAACUCAGGUGAGAAAGAACAUCAGAAACGGGACGAUGGAUGAGCAAAAAUGCUACCUGAGAUGGUUUUGAGUUCCUAAUGUCGCCAGGUUAAAGACGAUCUGGGUGGACCGGCGCCUCCUCUGACCAUGACCUACCUGGCCCACACGGCCCACGUCCAGUUCGGCGCCCUCUGGAUGGCCUUCAUUGGCUGGACGUUCACCGCCGUGGCUCUUGGACUCAUCCAGUGGAGAGUGUGGCUCGUCUCUGGAAGUGAUGUGAUCACGUCGGGGGUGGUCUGGGUGGGACUCUGGAGGACUUGUUUCAACAGCCACACUGAAGUGAGCGAAGGCUUAGCAAUCAUGCACUGCAAGUUCAUAAGCUUGACUGAGACCUUCACGCCUCCAGAAGUAGCAGCGGGUCAGGUCCUCAUGCUCCUGUCUCUGAUCGUGGGACUCUGUGGGAACGCCGGAGGAGUUUAUGCCAUGAGGAACGCUUACUUCGGGGUGAAGGAAUACUCUUGUGUCCGUUUGGGUUUUGUCGUCACUGGCGCCUUCUGUCUGCUGGCCGCCGUGAUGUCACUCAUUCCUCUGUUGUGGAAUCUGAGUUCUGUAGUGGCCAAUCAGACCAUCCACUUCCCACCAGAGUUCAGACUGCCUCAGGCGCCGGAGUCGCAGCACGUGGGCUGCGGGAUUUGGGUUGGGAUGGUGGGCACAGUCCUGAUGGGUGUGUCUGGGAUCAUCUUCAGCGCUUACAGGGUCAAGGCGAGGUUUCAGGAUAAGAUUCAACCUUCUCUGAGGGAGCAGCUGCAGCAGGACUCUUCUGCACCUUCAGCGCUGGACUACAGCGGGGUCGGCGUCAGGGGGCAGGACAACCGAGCAUUUGAGUUUGAUGACCACCUUUGAAAAAGCUUUGAACUCCUCUGUCGUUUUCUGCUUGGACCUCUCUAAUGUGUACUCUGCACUAAAAUCUAUGCAUACUCUAGUCCUAAACUGUCUUCAAAGCGUGUGCCAAUGUACUUUAGGGUGCAUGAUGUUUGGUUGCGGUGGCACAGCAGCUUCAGAUGGAUCAUUAAGAUUGGGGGCGGGCAAUAAGAGCUGCUGUUGAUUGGUUCAACAGACUCAAUCCAGAUAAUCAGCUGGAGCCAAGGCUUUCUGGAAGACAAACUGGACAGAGCUCUCCUGCAUCUCCAACCCUUGGUCAAAUGUGAAAUGAAGUGAACUGAAUGUAAGCACGUGUCUUCUUCCCCGUCUGGCCUAAUAAGAUGACUGAAGAGCAGCUCAUUCGUCCUUUAGCCCUUUAAUGGUCUUUAAACUUCUGUAACUCUUCCAUCGUUCACGCAAUUAACCAGUGGAUUGUGAGGCUGAGAAAAGCAGGUUUGUGCUGAUAGUCUACAGUAGUGAAGCGCUAACGCAAUCAACGUUAAAACAAAAACGUGGAGAGAAGCAGCUUUGUGUCGAUAUGAAACAACAAGUCAAAUGUUACCGGCACAAAGCUGCUUUUCUUUGCCUCAAAAUCUGGUGAGAUUGCGUAAAUGGUUGAAGAGUUACGAUAGUUUAAAGAGCGUGUUAUUUUACUGUAGUCGGCGACAGUACCGGGGUUAAACCUUGAACGCCCCAGCUUAUUGUUCACAUUCUUUCGACUACCUUAACGCUUCAUCCAUUUGUGUAAUUGACAUAAUUCCAGUGGAUUCUGAAGCGGAGAAAAGCAGUUGUGCGCUGGUAUACAACACUUAAAAGUGUUAAGCAAUCAACGUAAAUUGGCUGAUUCUGUCACAGAGACUUUGCACUAAUAUACAAUACUUAAUGUUAGAGUUGUGUUUCUUAUUGGUGCAAAGCCGAUAAGAAAAGAUGCUUUUCUCCACAUCAGAAUUAGCUCAACGGUAAACGAGUUACAGUAGGUUGAAAGAGUGUGUGUUAUUUAGCUGACGCCAGCAACAUCUCUGAUGUUAGAGCGUUAAUCCUCGUUUCCACUAAGCGGUCCGGUACAGUCCGGUUCUGUAUUUUGAGCGUUUCCAUUGUAAAAUGAACACAUUGAACGAUACCGACCUGUAUGUCUUGCGGGCUGCGGUAGGUCCAUAAAUAAAAAAAAUGGAAGGAGA